GGUAUUUACUGCUUACGAAUUUUCCCUCCCAAUUAUGAAUUUCAAAUACAUUUUCAAAUUCCCACAAAAAAAUAAAUCAAUUAAAUUAAUUCCUCAGAAAUUAAAAAAACAGAGAAAUUUCCUCCAGGAUUUUCUCAAUCAGUAACACAAAAGCUUCAAUCAUGGAUUCAGACGACGAAGAAUCCGGAUUCGGUUCCGAUUUACCCCAUUCGCUGGUCAAUCUAACUUCAUUUCCUUGCUCUGUUUCGCCUUCCCCACGCCGGCUCUCAAGCUGCUUCAUGCAGCCGGCUGAGCCGGUGAAGCCGAUAAGGUCGCAGCUGGCUUGGGUGUCCCUCCAGGGCCGGCUCGUCGGAGCCGAGGAAGCCUGUUCGGCUAGGACCGUCGACAAAUACGGCGCACUCAGCGCUGAAGAGGCAGCGGCUUGGGAGGUUUUUACCCCAAUUCAACGGGUGUUGAUUGUGGCUGUUGCCGCGGCGGCGUCCGCCAACUCCAACAAGAAUAUGCAGAUCUCGCGGCUGCUAAAUUCUGUUCAACUCAGGGACCAAGUACUUUUAAGCAUGCAACAAAAGCUGGACAAUCUAUGUGAGCAGGUGAAUUAUUCCAAUCAGCCUGAAGUUGUGUUGUCUCAAAGGGAAUGUGAUUGCAAGCCAUGCCAACAUCAUAAUUUACCGCCAAACGCUUCUUCGUUUAAUACUUCAAGUAAAGGAUUACACGAGGGUGAGGUUUUCCGGUGUUCAGUUCCUCUUCCCAAUGAGGCGGAGCCAGACGAGCGUCGCAUGUCUGAUUUGUCUGAUUGGGCUCCUAGUGUUGCUUCUUCUCUUGAUAUUCAGUUGGAAAAUUUUGGAAUCGGAUAUGAUAUUAAUAGUCUUCGGAGGGAGUGUGAAGAGAAGGAUAACACUAUCAAUGAACUCUCGACUUUUCUUCAGUCAUCGGAGGUUUUAGGUUCAAAGAGGAUAGCAGAACUGGAAGAUAUCAUCCGCAGGAAGAACACGAUUAUCAACAAGCUCCGAAAGGACAUAAUAGUUCUGGAACAAAAGGUGGUGAAUCUAACGAGACUGAGAAGAUCCUCUUUCUCAUCAACAAGUACAAAUCUGCAGCAUCCCCCUGUAAUGGCAGAUAACGUACUGUACGACAUGGAUCCUUCGUCUUCUGAUUCAGACACCUCUCCUAGGAACCAUAAACAAGAUAUGGGGUUGAAAAUGCAAGAAAUCUCUGUUCAUACGAGUGAGAGAGCUUCGAUGCAAGAUGUAAAAUGUGGUCGGAAUAAGACCUCGUCGAAUAAAUCACCUAAUUCUGUUACGACUUUGAAACUGAAGAAUGAAACAACAUAUGCUAGCGGAGAAAAUAGUGGCACAAGACGAACUCAAGUCAAGCCCAAGGAAGUAGCCGAACAUAAGAGAUGGGCUUAGUAAGUAUUCUCUCUUUUCGUAAGCUUCAAGUUCUGCACUUCAUUCGACAUAGCCAUGAUCCUGAUUCGAAGAAACGUAGAGUAUAUAUUCCAUGAGUUUAUUACUGUAUUAGAUACAUCAAUGUAAUGAAACGAAUUUGUUGCCUUCGAUAAUAUAUUAUGGUGGACUCCGGUGAGUUGGAUGCUACACGGUUA
This is a messenger RNA of Erythranthe guttata (spotted monkey flower), 1603 nucleotides long. RefSeq lists its product as uncharacterized. The record is from RefSeq and is a predicted model, not a curated record. NCBI's taxonomy places the organism in Eukaryota, Viridiplantae, Streptophyta, Magnoliopsida, Lamiales, Phrymaceae.